AUGUCAAUUAACUUUUAAGUAAAUGGUUUUAAUUAUUGAUCAUAUUAUAAGUAGGUACAGUAUUUACCAUUGAAACAUGAAUAUUAUAAAUAAAAAUAUUUUCGUAUAUCUGACCAUCUGAAGCUCUGUCGUAAUUUUUGGGAGACUGGAAAUAGGAAGCUUAAAUGAAAGUAGCGCGUUAUUGCCAUUACUAUAACAAUUGAAAAGCCGUUUAUAUAGCGCCCAUUAAAAGAAUAAAAUGGGAAGUCCAGAACGAGAAUUGUGUCCUCCAUCCUCAGAAGAAGAUGAAUUAACUUUACCCCGUGCUAGUAUUAACAAAAUGAUAAAAGAAUUGGUCCCCUCUGUUCGUGUUGCAUUCGAGUCUCGGGAGUUAAUUCUUAACUGUUGUACUGAAUUUAUUCAUCUUAUUAGUUCUGAAGCUAAUGAAGUGUGUAAUCAAAGUAAUAAAAAAACGAUCAAUGCUGAACAUGUACUGACAGCAUUGGUUAGAUUAGGAUUUAGUGACUAUACAUGUGAAGCAGAAGCAGUUCUUAAGGAUUGUAAAGCAGUGGCUGCAAAGAGAAGAAGACAAAGCACAAGACUAGAAAAUCUUGGUAUACCAGAAGAAGAACUUCUAAGACAACAACAAGAAUUAUUUGCAAAGGCUCGAGAGGAACAAGCGAAACAAGAUCAACAACAAUGGUUGUUACUACAACAACAUGGAUUAGUUGGAAUGGAAGGGCCACCUCAGUCAUACGUUCCGCCCCCGCCAGGAACUAAGCAAGAGGACACUGAAGAUGAUGAUUAUUCAUAAAGGAAACAUCAUUACACACACAGACCACAAUUGCAUUAUAUUUUUUGUAACAACAUAACAGUUAAACUAUCUACUUAAGCUUGUGUUUUAGAUAAAAUUACAUCAUUUUAGAAAUACAAA
Messenger RNA from Nymphalis io (European peacock), 913 nucleotides. RefSeq names its product protein Dr1 (gene NC2beta). Gene Ontology annotation, cellular component: negative cofactor 2 complex. Bases 239 to 793 code for a protein of 184 amino acids. The record is from RefSeq and is a predicted model, not a curated record. Lineage: Eukaryota; Metazoa; Arthropoda; Insecta; Lepidoptera; Nymphalidae. The transcript has 3 exons. Gene Ontology annotation, biological process: chromatin remodeling; positive regulation of transcription by RNA polymerase II; RNA polymerase II preinitiation complex assembly. Gene Ontology annotation, molecular function: TBP-class protein binding; general transcription initiation factor activity; protein heterodimerization activity.